Lactuca sativa (garden lettuce) is the source of this 1287-nucleotide messenger RNA. RefSeq names its product heavy metal-associated isoprenylated plant protein 7. NCBI's taxonomy places the organism in Eukaryota, Viridiplantae, Streptophyta, Magnoliopsida, Asterales, Asteraceae. Gene Ontology annotation, molecular function: metal ion binding. The record is from RefSeq and is a predicted model, not a curated record.
GGUCCUCCUCAUCAUCCAACUCAAUCACACACACAUCUCACACUCCCUUUUCACCUCGAUUAAAUCACACACUACUGUGCAUUACUGUGUGUUUUUGUGCCUCUACUCACAGGUCUACAGGUCUAUCAUCCCAUUAUAAAACCCUACCUUCUUUCAAUCUUGUGUUCAUUCAGUAAUAUUCAACUGUUAAUGGGUGAGGAGAUACAGAAGCCGGAGGAGGCGAAGAAGCCUGAGGAAGAAACAAAACCGGCCGCCGGAGAUGAGAAAAAGGGAGAGGAUUCAAAAGAACCGCCAACACCUCCGCCGCCGCAAGAGGUAGUUUUGAGAGUCUUUAUGCAUUGUGAAGGCUGUGCUAGAAAAGUCCGGCGAUGUCUUAAAGGCUUUGAGGGCGUUGAAGAUGUUGUUACGGAUUGUAAGACUCAUAAGGUUGUAGUGAAGGGAGAAAAAGCAGAUCCAUUGAAGGUUUUAGAAAGAGUCCAGAAAAAGAGUCACCGGAAAGUCGAGCUUCUGUCGCCGAUCCCGACACCGGAGGCGGAGGAGCCCAAGAAGCCUGAACAAGAAGAACCUGCAAAAUCGGAAGAAAAGAAAGAUGAGCAGCCAACGGUUAUUUCAGUAGUUUUGAAAGUACACAUGCAUUGUGAAGCUUGUGCUCAAGAGAUCAGAAAACGUAUUCUCAAGAUGAAGGGGGUGGAAAGUGUAGUGCCGGAUCUAAAGAGCUCACAGGUGGAGGUGAAAGGGACUUUUCCGGCGGCGGAGUUGGUUGAUUACGUGCACAAAAGAACAGGGAAAAUCGCCGUGAUCGUGAAGCAAGAUCCGGAGCCAAAGAAAGAGGAAGACGCUAACGGUAAAGAUGAGAAAAAGGGUGGCGACGGCGGUGGUGAGAAGAAAGAAGAGAAGAAAGCCGAUGAAGGCGGUGAGAAGCAAGAAGCAACGGCGAAACCAGAGGACGCGGCGGCGGCGGCGGCGGUGUUGGAGCUGAGGAAGAAUGAAUAUUACUAUUAUCAGCCAGCAAAUUACCAGUUAUACCCUCCACGAUACGCCGCAGAGGCGGCCUAUGCGUACCCACCAGCUCCAGAAAUGUUCAGUGACGAAAACCCCAAUGCGUGCAGUGUAAUGUAAAUAAUGAAGGGGUAUAAUUGGAAAAGCACAUGGAAACAAGCUAUGGCCAUAGUUCUUCGAGCUUUUGUAAAGUGUCUGCAGGAAGAAGCUGUAGAAUUUUGUGAAACCUUUUUUAAAUUUAGAUAAAAUAAUAUUUGUUAACAUGAUGCAUAUAUUAUUUUAAAACAA